UGCACGGUCCUAGCAAUGAUUUCAUCGCCGAUAUUCACAUGUUAAGUCGUGUCCAAUGGCGUAUUCGAUACUCAAAAGUGAUCGGCGCCAAGGCCGUCAAACUACGAUAAGAUGCCAUGUAACUAUCAUAGGACCAAAGCCCCUUAUCCACCCAAGGUCGGAAAUCGGGCUACAUGCAUUUGUACGACCGUGAUGCUUCUAAUAGAUGUAUGUGGUAUAAAAAGCGGGCCUGGGACAUUUCUAUGGCAGCGGAAUGGUAAUUCUCUCGCGUCACAAGGGGACACGUAGUUCGCGACGAAAUAUUUCACGGUCCAGAUUUUAUCCUCCCGAUGUCUGAUGGAUAUUUUUUUUGGAGCUUACUCCUUAAAAGAGCAAUUUAUGUGCAAGAGGCCAGAAGGUAUUAGCGGGACUUGGCAGCCGAGUUGGUAGAGGGAUUCGGCCGGUGGUUAAGCCUAAUCCUAGGCAGUCGCGAAUGGAGAACCGAUCGGCGGCCCGUCUCCGUGACGCUAUCUGGACCUGUUCGUGGCUGAUCCUGUUGGCUAGCCCAUUAGCGGCGGCCGCGGUCGGUCCCGGUCGGGAGGGAGGCAAGGUGGAGCUGGCGCUCUACUACGAGACCCUCUGUCCCUACUGCUCCAAUUUCGUCGUCAACCAUCUUUUCAAGGUCUUCGACAGCGGCCUCAUCUCCAUCCUCGAUCUCAAGCUCGUCCCUUACGGGAACGCCCGCAUCGGUGCCAACGACACCGUCACUUGCCAGCAUGGACCGUGGGAAUGCCUGCUCAACACCGUGGAAGCAUGCGCAAUCGACGUCUGGCCCGACUUGAGCGAGCAUUUUCCUCUUAUCUAUUGCAUUGAGAAGUUGGUGUAUUCGCAUGACUACGCCCAGUGGGAAUCCUGCUUUGAGCCUUUAGGAUUGGAUUCAAAACUUGUCUCAGACUGUUAUGCUGGUGGGCGAGGGAAAGAGCUGGAGCUGGAAUAUGCAGCUGAAACAAAUGCACUUCAGCCCCCUCAUCAGUAUGUUCCUUGGGUCGUGGUGGAUGGGAAACCGCUUUAUGAUGAUUAUGUAAACUUUAUGAGCUACAUCUGUGAGGCUUACAGUGGUACUGCCAAGCCCGAGGCAUGCAGUAAACUCUCUUUGAAUCGGGUCCAACUAAGGGAAGCACGUAAAAGUCUCCCAGUCUGUUACCUGAAGGAGAAAAUGUCAUCACCGGCAUUUAAAGUAGUGAGAUCAGCUGUGGAGUCAAUGAUGGGUUGGACAAAGAUGCUGCUUGAUGCGUAAGAGGUUUGCGGCCCUCUAUGUUUUCAAUUAAUCUCCGUGCUUGAACUUGUUCGGAAGCAAGUCCCAUGAGAAGGGUUAAAGUUCUUGAGUUGUGUCCUAGUACUUUCUGGAUCAUAGUUGUUGUCUUGAGCUGUAAAUGUUUGUGCUGUUUUGCUGAUCUUGACUUUGUUUAUAUCUUUAUAUGGUCCACAUAUUUUAGAAUUGGCAUGGUGUUCAGCUGCCUCCAUAUCCUUCUACCCUUGCCUGGUUGCAAGUGAAGGCUAAGGUUUUAGGAAAUUGGACGCUUUUGAAUUUGAAUAUGUAGCUUUGAUUAGUGCAGAUUACAGAAUCACUAAAAGCUUUUCAGAGCUCCAAUGACCUCGGCGCAUGUGCCUAUUAUGCAUGUGUACCCCUACCGAGGAAGAAGUUUGAAUAUGACGAACCCAGGUUACUGAA
This is a messenger RNA of Eucalyptus grandis, 1711 nucleotides long. Its product is annotated as gamma-interferon-responsive lysosomal thiol protein. The record is from RefSeq and is a predicted model, not a curated record. Lineage: Eukaryota; Viridiplantae; Streptophyta; Magnoliopsida; Myrtales; Myrtaceae. The coding region runs from base 473 to 1276 and encodes 267 amino acids. Gene Ontology annotation, molecular function: oxidoreductase activity, acting on a sulfur group of donors, disulfide as acceptor. The transcript is spliced from 5 exons.